UCUGUGAGCGAGGUGCUUCUGGGAACUUUUAUAUUUUUACGUGCAAUAUGUCCAUCAGUCGGAAGAACUGGUCGGCUUUGUCCAGCCUAGCACGCCAGUGGACAGUGGAGGAUGAGGAGGAGGUGGAAAGAGAGAAGAGGAGGAGGGUGAAGAGCUCGAGCAGCUUCGCCGAACCCGAUGCUGACAUCAGCCAAACAACCAGCGACACGCCUACCAGUGACAGUCACUUAGGGGCAGACUCCACAAGUGAGAUGUCCCAGGGCCUCAGCAGUGCGGAGCAGAUGCAACUCGACUUUGUGGAGAUUCUGCGUGCCCGAGAUGAAAAACGGAGGAUGAGGCACGUGGAGACGCUGAGACGACAGAAGGCGGAAGGGGAGGAUGAAGCGGAGGCCUGCAUAGGAGGAGGAAGGGUGGAGCUCCUUGGGGAAAUGGAUGAGCAUCAGGGUAGUGUGGUGCCCACUGUGAAAGCCACAUCGAGCCCACAACCACCCCUAAGAACAGCCCCUGACAGCCCCACCAACAGCAGCGGCAGCAUUACCAGCACGUACAUCACAAACAGACAACAGGAAAAUGGAGAAUCGAUGAGCAAAGACCCUGAUCCCAAGCCAUCGUCCAACCCGGCUCGCAAGUUUGUCAGUUCUGUCUCCAUCUCACUGGACAAAAGCCCCUCCGCCAGCGGGUGCACAAGUCCCAUGAGCCCUCGCUCCCCUACGGCGGUCUUCUCACCUCAACAACACUGGACGUCACCUUGCCAGACCCCCUCACCUUGUGGACCUCAAAGCCCUGUUCAGAAUGGACACACACAGGAGACCAAGAUGAAUGGCUCUUCCCCUCACGGCAACUUUGAACAGACGGACAAACCUGCGUUCAUCAGACAGAGCUCCAGGACUAUCUCUUUCAGGAUGAUGAGGAAGAAAGAAGAGGAGAGUGCGCCGCUGCAGAGAAGUGCGAGCGUGAGGAUGGCCUCCAAGAAGUUUGAACCUAACACAGACCAAAAUGAAGAUGAAAUCAACGCAUCAUCUUUCAAGAGAAACUCUAAGCAGAGGAUUUCAUCCAGGUCCAUUCAGGAGAAGAUGGAGAGACUGGCUCAGGCUGCACAGAAGUCAGAAUUAAUGCGAUCUCCAGAUGUGACCCAGAGGACCCUGUUCCUGCUGGACGAGGUGUCCAGGAAGAGAGGCCUCUUUGAGAAGGAGCAGCAGGCAGCGAGCCCCUCCAGCCCGGGAGUUUCCAGACAGGAAUUCAGGAGCUUCACAUCAGGGAUGUCGGACCGAAUCAACCGCUGGCUCAACAAGAGCGACAGCACUGGUUCUCCACACAACCCAACUGACUUGAGACAUGUGGACAUCACCGCUAAGAGGAGCCUGUUUGAGAGCAGAAAGGAGGGCAGUGUCCCAGAAACCAGCCCUGGUAAAAUCUGAUGUCCAAAGACGUCCAUUUAUUAUUCUCAAAAAGGAUUUAGUAGAUGGUGAGAGGAGACGAAGAGGACCAGAAGAUUAAUGGAUGCCGUGACAGACUGAUUGUUUUUUCAUGCUUUUUUCUUCACUGCCAAAGCACACUGAAGCAACAGAUAUGCCAAAUAGAGAAAAAAAAAGUUUAAGUAGUUUUAAAGGACUGAAAUGGAGAUGACUGCUUUUAAAGUUAGGAUGCUUCGAUCAUACACUUCUGCAUUGCUUCUUGAAAUACAAAUAUGUCUUAUUUCAAACAUCAAAACAGUUUAAUGUGUGAGUAAAAAGAAAAGUAGACUUGAAAAGCAGAAGGAUGUUGAUAUAUUUGUUUUAAAGCUCUUUCUUUAUUCGCCUUAUGUAAUUUUUUCAAGCACUUUAAGCAGGUGAAGGUGUUGAGGAUAAUAAUGCCUAUUGUUAGAAUUGAGAAUUCUGGAGUUUUUGUUUAAUCUGCCAAAAUAUAGUUUUUGUUCUGUUUCAUUGUGGGCAAAAGCCUGCCUGUCUAAGAAAAUAAAAGGUUUUAUUACC
Molecule: messenger RNA, 1970 nt
Organism: Anoplopoma fimbria (sablefish)
Lineage: Eukaryota; Metazoa; Chordata; Actinopteri; Perciformes; Anoplopomatidae
Gene: lad1
Product: ladinin
Exons: 14
Coding region: 48-1418 (456 amino acids)
Molecular function (GO): structural molecule activity
Source: RefSeq, a predicted model, not a curated record